Trichoplusia ni (cabbage looper) is the source of this 562-nucleotide messenger RNA. RefSeq names its product LYR motif-containing protein 2. Gene Ontology annotation, cellular component: mitochondrion. The transcript has 2 exons. Lineage: Eukaryota; Metazoa; Arthropoda; Insecta; Lepidoptera; Noctuidae. The coding region runs from base 144 to 410 and encodes 88 amino acids. The record is from RefSeq and is a predicted model, not a curated record.
GUCAUGUUUUUAGAAAACAGCUGAUACCUUGUCAAGCAAAAUAAUGAAGAAAAUUACGCAUUAAAACAACAAACAAUCAAUCAAAAUGAAAUUACUCUGAAGAUUGUGUUAUUAUCAUAGGGAGGAAUUUUCAAAUCUGUACAAUGAGUACGAAAUUGCCUAAAAAAACCCUUCACUUGAAGCAGUUCCUCCUUCGACAAGAAGUUCUCAAGCUCUACAGGGAUAUCUUCAGGACAUUAAGACAUGUCAAAGAUGAGGCUAACAAAGCUGAAAUGGCAGAUUGGGCCCGAAUUGACUUUAAGAAUAACAUGCACGAGACUGAUGAAGCUACUAUCAAGAACAUGCUUCACUAUGGAAAGAAGUCUUUGAAAGAUUUACAACAGUUGACAGGGUAUACAAAAAAAAGUUAGGAAAUUAAAAAAUUAGAAAUAGAAAUAGGUAACUAGAAUGGAGGUUAUAGUAAAUUUAAUAUAAUCUAGUUUUUUUUUCUUAUAAACGAUUCUUUCAAUUAGAAAAUUGUACAUAAUUAAUUUUAGUAAUAAAAUUGUAAUUGUAAAGGCCA